CAAGUAGCCCGAUCGAAAACUGACAGGCAAAAACAUUGACAAUUCACUGGUCUAUAGAGGCGUUAUCUUAUAUCCCACAGACGAAAACAAGCGAGGUAGUUUCACUGCGGCCAGCUGCAGGUGACCUGACAAUCGACUAAUUUGAUUAGAGCGGAUCAAUCACAAGGGGCAGUCGGCUAUCUAAAGAAAAGGGAGAUUUAAUUAUCCUGAGGCUUUACAUGUACGCUUGCUAUAGAACAGUUAAGCUAGACGGUAGUGAAGGUGUUUUUUCGAGUAGAUUUCGGGGAUCUGGCAGAUCGGUGUCAGUUGUGAGGCUGGAGAGAUCAUCCACGCGCUCGAGGAAGGAGGUGUGACCACAAGCGCGCUGACGUAUCAGAGAACCGAGUACUCGCUCUUGCAUGAUUAACAGGUUGUAACUUGGAUGGAGGGCUAAACUGAACUUGAAACAUUCUUUUAGUUCUCCCUUUCUUUGCCGGGGAACAUUUUCUCGCUCGUAGGACUACAAUAAAGGGAGUCCCUCGAGGGCGGUAUCCACCAUGUCGCUGUCCGUGCGGCCUUCUCGCAGGGUGCUCACACGCUCCAUCACUAGGAGCCAGUCCUUCGCUGGGGUCAACUCCUACGACAAGUCCUACCGGAACCUGUCAGUGUUCAGCACCCCGGGCCUGAGCAGGAAGCCGUCCAGAGCCAGCAGGAUGUUCACCCUGUCCACCAAGUCCCCGCCCCCUAAGGUGCCCCAGCCUGAGAGGCUGGACGAGGUCUACGAGGCUCUGAAGAGAGGCCUGCAGUCAUACCUGCAGGUGCACCAGCUGGAGCUGGAAGGACUGAGCAGACAGAUGAGGGAGUCCAAGAGGAACUCCAGGCUGGGCUUCCUGUAUGAGCUGGACAAGCAAGUCAAGGUGAUCGAGAGGUUCAUGAGAAAACUUGAGUUUCAUCUCAGCAAGGUAUGUCUCCUUUAUGGGUGUGUGUGUGUGUCUCCAGACAGAGACACACUGGUUUGGGGUUCAGCAGCUAAAUACACACUGCAGUGGGAGUGACCACUGACAUUACAGCUCUGAGUUCUCAAAACAAGACAUGUGGAGGCCUGUUUUCACACACACACACACACACACACACACACACACACACACAGUGUGUUUUGUCGUGGUUUAGUGGCGGGGGUUUGGCCUCAGGCUAGUUUGACAUUCCAGACCCUUUAGUUAGCCCUUACUCGGCUGGUGUCACUUCUC
Molecule: messenger RNA, 1226 nt
Organism: Osmerus eperlanus (European smelt)
Lineage: Eukaryota; Metazoa; Chordata; Actinopteri; Osmeriformes; Osmeridae
Product: rho family-interacting cell polarization regulator 1-like
Exons: 6
Coding region: 537-1034 (165 amino acids)
Source: RefSeq, a predicted model, not a curated record